Molecule: messenger RNA, 2190 nt
Organism: Penicillium crustosum
Lineage: Eukaryota; Fungi; Ascomycota; Eurotiomycetes; Eurotiales; Aspergillaceae
Product: Zn(II)2Cys6 transcription factor
Exons: 4
Coding region: 1-2190 (729 amino acids)
Biological process (GO): regulation of DNA-templated transcription; DNA-templated transcription
Molecular function (GO): zinc ion binding; DNA-binding transcription factor activity, RNA polymerase II-specific; DNA binding
Source: RefSeq, a predicted model, not a curated record
AUGGCGACACCAAUCUCUCUAUCCAAACAUACAGCUACGACCAAGUCCCGACGCGUGCUGGCCUGCGUGUUGUGUCAGCAACGCAAGAUCAAGUGCGAUCGUACAUUUCCUUGCGUCAACUGUGUACGUGCCGGCGAGCAGUGCGAGCAAGCAACCCGCCAGCGACGCCGGAGGUUUGUUGAGAGAGACCUGUUGGCGCGCCUGCGACACUAUGAGAGCCUGCUACACCAGCAUAACAUCAAGUUCGACCCUCUCCACACGCCUACUAGAGACCAUAGCUCUCCCACCCAGGAUGGGCCAAAUGAAAUUCCAGAGGGUGGCCAGUCGGAACGCACUGUUCUUGAGACUAAUACCAACUUGUUAAAAGAAAAGAAAACAAUAAAGCCUAAAUCAUUCAGGAAUAUCUGGCAUGCCAUGAGCCAAAAGACCGUAGCUUCCAAGGAUGAUGACGGAAAUGACAGUGAAAAUGAUGAAACCGACAACGGGUUUCUACACGACAGUGAUGACAUACGCCACGCCGUGAUCAAGAAGGCAUGGAACCAUAUGUUUCAAGGUAAAACUAACGACCAUCUUUUAUUCGGUUCACCGGUAGGGAAUGUCGAUGAACUUUCUGCUUUUCAUCCAACCCAGGUACAGAUUUUUAGGCUCUGGCAGAUCUACUUGGAUAACGUCAAUCCUCUUCUCAAAGUAACACAUACACCCACCCUUCAAACACGUAUCAUCGAUGCUGCGAGUGAUAUCGCGAAUAUUAAUCCCACAUUGGAGGCAUUGAUGUUCAGUAUCUACUGUGUCUCCAUCCUAAGUCUCACAGAAGAUCAAUGCAGUGCGUUGUUCAAAUCCCCCAAAAAGGAUCUCUUGACGGCCUACCAAUCUGCAUGCCAACAAGCGUUACGAGGUUGUUCUAUUCUACGCUCCAGUGACCGGGAGUCCCUGACCGCGUUGUAUCUGUACCUAGUGUCGAUCAGACCUGACACAGACCCUGCAUCUCUCUCAUCGAUGCUUGGCGUUGCUAUUCGAAUUGGUCAACGUAUAGGAAUCCACAAUGAGUCAAUGUAUGGUAAAUGUUCCGCUCUAGAGGCGGAGAUGCGCCGCAGACUCUGGUGGUCGCUCAUCAUCUUUGAUAAUCGCAUCUGCGAAAUGUCCGACUAUAAGACAGCGUCGCUGGCUCCUACUUGGGACUGCCGCGUUCCACUCAACGUCAGUGAUUUCGAGCUCCAGCCAGGUAUUAAAAUCCCACCUGCAGCAAACAACAAACCGACAGAGAUGGUCUUUGCUGUUGUGCGUAGUGAACUCGCCGACUUCGUUCGUCACAGCGCCUUCCACCUCGACUUCACCAAUCCCAUUUUGAACACGAUGGCCCCUCGAUCUCCCACCGUGGACGAGGCGGAGCGGCUUCUGGCACUGGAGAAGACGAUAGAGGAGAAAUAUUUGGUAUCCUGCAAUCCAGAGAACCCACUGCACUUCAUGACGAUCUGGACAAUGCGGGCCUAUCUUGCCAAGAAUCGUCUGUUGCAACACUACUCCCAGUACUCAGCAAAAUCCGUGCAGCAGACAUAUCUACAGCGUAAAGUUGGCAUCUCCCACGCGCUGCGCAUGCUAGAGUGCGAUACCAACCUUAUGACAUCACCUCUCACCAAAGGAUACUUGUGGCAUGUUCACUUUCAGUUUCCCUUCCCCGGAUAUAUCCACCUGCUGCAGGAUUUGAAGAGGAGGCCUGUCGAGGGGCAUACAGACCACGCGUGGGAGGUCAUGAGCAACAACUAUGAGGCCCGCAUGAUGGAUACUAAGGAUGACGAACGUCCCUUGUUUAUCGUCUUCUCUCGGAUUGUACUUCAGGCUUGGGGGGUACGUGAACAGGUAGCCAGACAGCAACAGACACCCCUAGUGCCACCGCGGAUUGUGUCGAAUAUCCGGAACAAAUUAAUGCAGAUGAUGGCGGAUUUUGGACAGGAUGCAGACACGGUGCAGCCUGGUGGCACCUCGGAUCUCAAUGCAGACAACCUGCCCAUUCCAAUGCAGAUGGAUUUCAAUGUGCCCGGGGUGGCUUAUGGCGCUGGAGGCCAGGUGCCUAUGAGCUUGGGAGCGUGGGGAUAUCCCGAGAUGUCUGGGCUGAGCUCCAUGGACGUGGAUGCAAAUCAGUUUCUUUUGAACACGAUGGAGUGGAACAUAUUGCAUGCACGAGGCAGGUGA